Lacerta agilis (Sand lizard) is the source of this 1812-nucleotide messenger RNA. RefSeq names its product serine protease 53-like. The transcript is spliced from 11 exons. Gene Ontology annotation, biological process: proteolysis. Gene Ontology annotation, molecular function: serine-type endopeptidase activity. The record is from RefSeq and is a predicted model, not a curated record. The coding region runs from base 1 to 1812 and encodes 603 amino acids. Lineage: Eukaryota; Metazoa; Chordata; Lepidosauria; Squamata; Lacertidae.
AUGUCAGCGGUGCCCUUCUUGUUAGCUGUGUGGCUGCUUCUACUGCCUAUGUUGCUACAAGUUUGUGGGAAGCCAGCUCAACGAAUUAUUGGGGGCCAACCAGCUCCCUCUGAUGGGUUGUCAUGGCCCUGGCAAGUCAGCAUUUUAUAUCGGGACCAACCUAUUUGUGGAGGCGCGCUCAUAGCCGAGAAGUGGGUCCUGUCGGCAGCUCACUGCUUCCCUAACAUCAAGAUCCAAACUACCCAUUCUGAUGUGGUGCUGGGUGCCUAUCAGCUCCUGAACAUUUCAAGUAACACAGUAACAUCUGAUAUCCAACAGAUUAUCCUCCACCCCAACUAUGACAGUGAUAGAUCCAGAGGGGAUAUUGCUUUAGUAGAGCUGAAGUCCCCUGUGAGUUUCACCGGCCACAUUCUCCCCAUCUGCUUGCCAGAGACCUCUGCACAGUUCUCAGCGGAAGAAAGCUGCUAUGUGACUGGAUGGGGAGAUAUUCAACCUGGAGUGCCAUUGCCACCCCCACUAACCCUCCAGGAAGUGAAAGUGCCACUCAUAGACCGAGAAAAAUGCAAUUCUCUCUUCAACGCUGCCCAACAUGAACUACCACUCCUUAAUCCGGUCGACCCUGGUAUGAUCUGUGCUGGGUACCAAGAAGGUGGCAAAGAUUCCUGCCAGGGUGACUCCGGGGGACCCUUGGCUUGCCCAUGUGAUGGACAUUGGGUCCUGGCUGGGGUUGUGAGCUGGGGAAUAGGCUGUGGCCGCCCUGGUCUCCCUGGUGUCUAUUCUUCAACCCCUUUUUAUGCCACUUGGAUUUCCCAGCAUGUACCCAAUAUGACCUUUGUGAUGUGUAGGAACGGUGGGGUGAAUGGCAGAGAACAGAAUUCCCCUGCUGUGACACUCCUCCUAGUGUUUCUUGCAUUGACCCUUCUGUGCUACACGUUCAAAAGCAGCUAUGGUGAUGGAAGACAGAGUGGGCAGCCGAUAAAUGCUCCACGAAUAGUUGGGGGCCAACCAGCCUCUGAUGGGUCGUGGCCCUGGCAAGUCAGCAUUUCACUGUUUUCUUAUCCUAUUUGUGGAGGCUCCCUCAUAGCUGAGCAGUGGGUCCUGACAGCAGCUCACUGCUUCUUCUAUGGAGUCGGGCCCAUGUUCCAAUACAAUGUCUUCCUAGGUGCCCAUCAGCUCUCAAACCUCUCUGAUAAUGCUGUAGCAUCUGCUGCGGAACAGAUUAUCCUCCAUCCUGACUACAAUGGCGACGUUGGCUACACUGCAGAUAUUGCUUUAAUCAAGCUGAAGUCGCCUGUGAACUUCACUGACUACAUCCUCCCCAUCCGCCUGCCAGGGUCCUCUACACGCUUCUCUUCAGGAGAAUACUGCUGGGUAACUGGAUGGGGAGAUAUUCAAACUGGAGUGCCUUUACCUGCCCCACAAACUCUCCAGCAAGUGAAGGUGCCGCUCAUAAGCCGAGAAGUCUGCAAUGCUCUCUUUAACAGUGUCUCAGAGCAGGGCUUAAGCAAGGAUCCUGUCAAGCAGGAUAUGAUCUGUGCUGGUUACCCAGAAGGUGGGAAAGAUUCCUGCCAGGGUGACUCCGGGGGACCCUUAGUUUGCCAGCUCAAAGAAAGUUGGAUGCAGGCUGGGGUUGUGAGCUGGGGAAGGGGCUGUGCCCAACCCGCCCGCCCAGGUGUCUACAUUUCAGUGCCUUUCUAUGCCAACUGGAUCCAAGAGAGAAUACAGGGUAGAAAUGGGGGUGGUGGGGGAAUUGGCGGGCUACCCAAUGUUGUGACAUUCACCUCAGUGGCGUUUGUACUGGCCUAUUUGUGA